Messenger RNA from Syngnathus acus (greater pipefish), 3401 nucleotides. Its product is annotated as cullin-5. The coding region runs from base 75 to 2528 and encodes 817 amino acids. Gene Ontology annotation, molecular function: ubiquitin protein ligase binding. Gene Ontology annotation, biological process: SCF-dependent proteasomal ubiquitin-dependent protein catabolic process; protein ubiquitination. Gene Ontology annotation, cellular component: Cul5-RING ubiquitin ligase complex; SCF ubiquitin ligase complex. NCBI's taxonomy places the organism in Eukaryota, Metazoa, Chordata, Actinopteri, Syngnathiformes, Syngnathidae. The record is from RefSeq and is a predicted model, not a curated record. The transcript has 18 exons.
GAGGUGAGCGAUAGGAUACGACGACCAGCCGCCGAGCUCUCGCGAGAUUCGGCGAGACUAUAAGUUAAGGGAACAUGGCGUCGUCUAAUUUGCUGAAGAACAAAGGCUCCCUUCAGUUUGAGGAUAAAUGGGCCCUAAUGCGUCCCAUCGUACUAAAACUGUUACGGCAAGAGUCGGUCACCAAGCAGCAGUGGUUCGACCUUUUCUCAGAUGUCCACGCCGUGUGCCUGUGGGAUGACAAAGGUCCCGCUAAGAUCCACCAGGCCCUUAAAGAGGACAUCCUCGACUUUAUCAAACAAGCACAAGCGCGGGUGCUGAGUCACCAGGAUGACACAGCACUGCUGAAGGCCUACAUUGUGGAGUGGCGCAAGUUCUUCACGCAGUGCGACAUCUUGCCCAAGCCCUUCUGCCAGCUGGAGAUCACCUUGAUGGGCAAGCAGGGCACCACCAAGAAGUCCAAUGUGGAGGACAGCAUCGUGCGAAAGCUGAUGCUGGACACGUGGAACGAGUCCAUCUUCUCCAACAUCAAGAGCAGGCUACAAGAUAGCGCAAUGAAGCUGGUCCAUGCUGAACGGCUGGGGGAAGCCUUCGAUUCUCAGUUGGUCAUCGGAGUACGAGAGUCCUACGUGAACUUGUGCUCAAACCCCGACGACAAGCUGCAGAUCUACAGGGACAACUUUGAAAAAGCCUACAUGGAUUCCACCGAGCGCUUCUACAGAACGCAGGCGCCCGCUUACCUCCAGCAAAACGGCGUCCAGAACUACAUGAAAUACGCUGAUUCCAAGUUGAGGGAAGAAGAAAAACGUGCACUUCGCUACCUGGAGACAAGGCGUGACUGCAACUCUGUACAAGCGCUGAUGGAGUGCUGCGUCAAUGCCCUUGUAACGGCCUUCAAGGAGACCAUCUUGGCAGAGUGUCCCGGCAUGAUCAAGAGGAAUGAAACAGACAAGCUGCACUUGAUGUUCUCGCUGAUGGACAAAGUGCCAAACGGAAUCGAGCCCAUGCUUAAGGACCUGGAGGAACACAUCGUGAGCGCUGGCCUCGCCGACAUGGUGGCCUCCGCCGAGACCAUCACCUCGGACUCGGAGAAGUACGUGGAGCAGCUGCUCACGUUGUUCAACCGCUUCAGUCGGCUUGUGAAAGAGGCCUUCCAGGACGACCCUCGGUUCCUCACCGCCAGAGACAAAGCCUACAAAGCCGUUGUCAACGAUGCCACCAUCUUUAAAUUAGAACUUCCUAUGAAACAGAAAGGCGCGGGCUUGAAAACACAACCUGAGUCCAAGUGUCCAGAGCUGCUGGCCAACUACUGCGACAUGCUGCUCAGGAAGACGCCGCUCAGCAAGAAGCUCACGUCCGAGGAGAUUGAGGCCAAGCUCAAGGAAGUGCUGUUGGUUCUGAAAUACGUCCAGAACAAAGACGUGUUCAUGCGCUACCACAAGGCCCACCUGACGCGCCGCCUCAUCCUGGACAUCUCGGCCGACAGCGAAAUCGAGGAGAACAUGGUGGAGUGGCUCAGGGAAGUGGGGAUGCCGGCGGACUAUGUCAACAAGCUGGCCAGGAUGUUUCAGGACAUUAAAGUGUCUGAGGACCUCAACCAGUCUUUCAAAGAAAUGCACAAACACAACAAGCUGGCUCUCCCAGCCGACUCUGUCAACAUCAAGAUCCUGAACGCCGGCGCGUGGUCACGCAGCAGCGAGAAGGUGUUUGUCUCGCUGCCCACGGAGCUGGAGGACUUGAUCCCAGAGGUGGAGGACUUCUACAAGAAGAACCACAGUGGACGCAAAUUACAUUGGCAUCACCUCAUGUCCAAUGGCAUUAUCACCUUCAAGAACGAGGUGGGCCAGUACGACCUGGAGGUGACGACCUUCCAGCUGGCCGUGCUCUUCGCCUGGAACCAGAGGCCCAGGGAAAGGAUCAGCUUCGAGAACCUCAAGCUCGCCACCGAGCUACCCGAUGCUGAGCUGCGACGCACUCUCUGGGUGAAAAGCACACAGAGAGGGAUUGAAAAGACAGUUGAAACCGUCGUCAUUAUGGGACUCCUUCUGUGCACUUCUCACGCUCGGCGUGUCCCCCUCCCCCCUCUGUUGCAGUCCUUGGUGGCGUUCCCCAAGCUGAAGCGGCAAGUGCUGUCGUACGACCCAGCGGUGUCGUCGCCCAAAGACUUUGCUGAAGGAACGUUGUUCUACAUCAAUCAAGAGUUUUCACUCAUAAAAAAUUCCAAAGUCCAGAAGCGGGGAAAGAUCAACCUGAUCGGUCGACUGCAGCUCACUACGGAGAGAAUGCGAGAGGAGGAGAACGAGGGCAUCGUGCAGCUCCGGAUACUCAGAACCCAGGAGGCCAUCAUCCAGAUCAUGAAAAUGAGGAAACGCAUCAACAAUGCACAGCUGCAGACAGAGCUCGUGGAGAUCUUAAAGAACAUGUUUUUACCACAGAAGAAGAUGAUCAAGGAGCAGAUCGAGUGGCUUAUCGACCACAAGUACAUCAAGCGGGACGAGGCCGACAUAAACACCUUCAUCUACAUGGCAUAGCACGACGCUUUGGACAACCCCCCGCCCCCCCUCCACCCCCACCCCCACUCAAAGGGGCCUGACGGACGCUCGACCACUUCUCGGCCCGCUCUGCCCCCGUCGCACCAUUUCCCACUCCCCCGUGCUCUAUUUAAAAUGAAAUCCUGUGCAGGGAGGCAUGAAUCAAAAGACUACUUCAAAACACUUCCUGCCUUAAGGUUGCAUCAAGAAGAAAAGCAAAGCCUGCCCCUCAUGGUUUUCACUGUUUUUAUUUGGGAGGCUGCCAUUCAUGUUUUGUUUCACCCCUUCCGAAACGCUGCGACGGCGUGCCGGCUAGCUCACGCCUACCCGACGCUUGUGGAAUCCUACAGACAAACGCUGCGGGAUGUGGGGGAGGAAACACACAAUUUGUCUUUGCCUGUGCGAGCAAAGCCUCCAGCUAGUCGCUUUAAGGCACUGUGGGACUUGGGCUUAGUUUGUGUUGUUCUUGUGAGAGUAAGUAUCACUUAAUCAGGAAUUCCUUUUUUUGCGUACAGUGCCAGAUCGACACGGGACCGCCUUUACCCCACCCACCCCACCCACCCCCAGAAUUGAAAUUUCGGUUUUCUGAGGGGGAUAAAGGAAGAAGUGGGAUGGACGUUUUGGAUUGCGAAAUGUCCUCAGGGUCAACGAAGGGCGGUGUUGAAGGUUUAAACCGGGUCAGAAACCCGAGUCAGUAUUAUCAAAAGCUUUUCAGCAGUGUGUACCGCGAGAUGUGAAUAAAUAAAAUAAACAGCACCUUAACAUGAAAGAUUUGCCGACGCGCCUCUUUGUGCUGCCUUAACUACAUAGUUUGUUAAUUCUGACCUUUAAAGCUUGCGUAUCACGGUAAUAAAUUCUACUGUUUUACAUUUU